CAACCCGCGUUAAUUGUGCGUUUCCUUGUUGAGGCUUCAACUCACGCAUGAGGAGUACAAAAGAUGGAGAGGGGCUUGAUCUCGCUUAAAGGAUGCCAAAAUUAAACUGAAGACGAAUCAUCAACUGCAAAUGCCUGCUAUAUUAACAAAAAUUUAGUGUCAUUUCAAAAGAGCAAUGUCGUCACAAGAAAGCAUAACUAUUUUUAACACAUUCCACCAAUAUGCAAAUAUAAUUGCUGAUCAGACACAACCGAUAAAAAACCGUCUUCUUGCUGCUGAAAGCAUAAGUGCUGGAUUUGAGAACAUUGUUGCAUCACCACAUUACUCAGCCUUCUUGGAGUAUGCUAUUCCAAAAUUUGUGCAGACUUUAAGAGAUGGGGAGCCUCAGUUUGUUGCAGAAACUACAGAGCAGGAGUUCAGAAAACAGCUUUUAGAGAUAAUACAUAGGAUUCCUGCAGAUGAACAUCUCAAACAACAUCUCAAGCCAAUACUUACAUUGAUGUUUGAACUGCUUGAGAUUGAUAAUGAAGAGAAUGUACUUGUUGCUCUCAGAAUUAUCAUUGAGUUGCAUAGACAGUAUCGUCCACAGAUGCAGCCAGAGAUUCAAAAUUUUUUGGCCUUUGUCAAAAGGAUGUACAAGGAAUUACCAAAUAAUGCUAAAGUACAUUUCAAUGUUGUGUCAGUUGGGCCUGAUGGACUGCUUCCGCCAGAGAGCAUGGAUUCUGUCAAAAAUGCCAUCGGAGGUGUUGCAAACAACGGAAAGGCAUCUGAAUCGUCAUCAGCUGCAUCUGAUGUUGGCACAAAAUCGCAGUCAAACUGUAUCCCUAAAGCAACAUCAUCUUUGAAAAUUCUUUCAGAGCCGAUUUUCAUUGUUCUAAUGCAUCAGCUUUACAAGCAAAACGUUCAUGGUGCUAUAAAAGAUUUCAUUGCACUUGUCAUGACCACCAUCACUCUUCAACCAACUUUGGCUGCCAGAAAAUCACCAAAUUUUAACAAAGAGAUAUAUGUCGACUUUACCGCCGCACAAAUAAAGACGCUGUCAAUUUUAGCUUAUUUCAUAAGGAUUUUUCAGGAUCUUGUUGCUCAAGCUUCUACAAACCUUGUUGGCAGCAUGCUUGGUCUCUUCCGUUAUUGUCCAAAGGAGGUUGCUCACUUGCGAAAAGAACUCUUGAUAGCUGCCAGGCACAUUUUAGGAACUGAACAUAGAAACAAAUUUUUCCCAUACAUUGAACAGCUUUUCCACGAAGACGUCCUCAUUGGGGAUGGAUGGACCAUGAACGAAGGUCUUCGCCCCCUAGCAUAUAGCACAUUGGCAGAUUUUGUUCACCAUGUCAGGUCGCAGCUAUCCUUGCCAAAUCUUGCACUGGUUGUCCAUCUGUUUUCAAAAAACGUGCACGAUGAGUCGUUGAUCAUAAGCAUUCAGAGGAUGUCUUGCAAACUUUUGCUAAACCUGGUCGACUGCAUAAGACAGAAAGGCGACGAGCAAGGAGUGGGAAGAGAGAUUUUAAUGAAAAUGCUGGAAGUUUUUGUACGAAAAUUCAAGACCACUGCCAAACAUCACAUCCCAGCCAUCCUUGAAAAGUGUCAACCAUCGGAAGGAAUAGCCUCUCCUAAAGCUGAUAAGAAAUCUCCAAGCAUUUUGCUGGAAAGCCCAAAAGAAAAGGGAAGUACUUGGCGUGGUUCAGGAAAUAAAGAUAAUGUUGCUGUGGCUGACUACAGAGAGAUGGUUAAAACGCUAGUUUGUGGAGUAAAGACAAUAACAUGGGGCGCUGGCUCUUGUAAAGUGUCAACUGGAGAUGUGCAAAUCCCAGUUUAUCCACAAGGGAACAAAGUUUUCCUGCCGAGUGAGACGAAAAUGUUCAUCAGACUUCUCAAAUAUGCGCUCGAGGCCUUAGACGUCUACCAAAUAUCUGCAAGUCCAACUGGCAAUGGGUUUAUAAAAAUGGCUAAUUCACCACAACAAAUUAGAAUGAAAGAGGAGAAGGAAAUCUUGGAACAUUUUGCUGGAGUUUUUACAAUGCUAAAUACUGCUACGUUCAAAGAGGUUUUCACGGCUACAAUUGAGUAUCUGGUUGACAGAAUUCAUAGCAACUAUGCUUUACAGAUCAUACCAAACUUCUUCUUGGCUAAUCCUCACACUUCAGCAACAUUUGCGACGAUUCUCGUAAAAUUUCUUCUGAAAAAACUCGAAGAUAUGGGAACGAAAUCGGAAAAAUCAAAUCUUUAUUUGAAGUUGUUCAAGCUUGUUUUUGGCUCAGUUUCACUGUUUGCUCAAGAUAACGAGCAAAUGCUCAAGCCUCAUUUGCACGAAAUUGUAAAUCGAUCCAUGGAGCUUGCAAUGUCUGCGAAGGAGCCCUACAAUUAUUUCCUGUUGCUGCGAGCGUUGUUCAGGUCCAUAGGAGGAGGGAACCAUGAUCUGCUGUACCAAGAAUUUUUGCCUUUGCUGCCAAAUCUUUUGCAAGGUUUAAAUAAUCUCCAGAGUGGCAUUCAUAAGCAGUACAUGAAGGAUCUUUUUGUUGAGCUAUGCCUGACUGUUCCUGUUAGACUCAGUUCCCUUCUUCCCUACUUGCCGAUGCUUAUGGACCCUCUUGUGUCAGCUCUAAAUGGAACGCAGACCCUUGUUAGUCAGGGAUUAAGGACUCUUGAGUUGUGUGUCGAUAAUCUUCAACCGGAUUUCUUGUAUGACCACAUCCAGCCUGUCAGAGCCGAUUUGAUGCAGGCUUUGUGGAGAACUUUGCGAAAUACUGCAGAUUCAAUUGCACAUGUUGCGUUUCGCGUCCUGGGAAAAUUUGGAGGUGCCAGCAGACGAAUGCUAAAAGAGCCACAGAAGCUGACAUACAAUGAAAGCGAAAACAUUGGCCCGUGCAUUUUACUAUCAUUCUUUGAUGCAGAUGUUGAUGUGUCUUUGCCUAUUGCCAGUGUGAUAGAGCGUGCUUGCAAUGUGCUUAAAACACCGAAACCAACAACUACAACGACAAACCAACAAAGCAACACGUUUGACAAUACACCAUUCUACAAGCAACAGUCAUGGCUUAUUGUCAAGUACUUCAUCAUUGCUGCAAUGUCACUUGAAGAUUCUACAGAAUUCUUAAACGAACUUCUACUGGAGCCAGGGUUCAAAGACAAAGACUUGCAUGCAACUGGAAAGCCCCAGGUUGCAGCAUGUGCUGACAAGCAGUCGUUGAAAACCCUACAACAGGCGCUUUCAGGAAUGCUUUUUGCUGCUGCUACUUCCGAGUUGCAGAGUGAAUCACUCCCCUUCAUGUCUGGAAUACUGCGACAAUUUGCGCUUGUUACAGUGACUCAGCAAGCUGGCUCAUUUGCAUUGAUGUCUCAGAAAAGUCCGGUUGGGAUGGACGUGCACAUAAUUAUUGAUUCAAUAGCAGAUAUAAUGUCUCAUGAAGACAAAGAUAUUGGAAAGAUUGGAGAGCUUGCUAUUCAAAUCUUAUUUGAAACAAUAUCUAUCGUUUUACGUGACAAACUGAAGGCUGCCCGCUUGCCAUUUUUUGAGUACAUGUUAGAGAAGCUAUGUGGAUGCUGUUAUGAAAGAGCCUGGUUUGCUAAAGCUGGCGGGUGUAUGUCAAUAAAGUUUUUGCUGAAUUACAUGCCACUGCCCUGGCUACUGGAUCACCAACCUGCUUUCAUCACAGCUCUUAUGUUUGUUAUGAUGGAUUUAACGAACGAGGUUUCAUCAGGAACAGUCGAUAUUGCAAAAUCAAUUCUCGUGGAUUUGUUGAAGAAGUGUAAUUGCGAUUUGAAGGACGAAGAGCUCACAAAAAUUCAAGCGAAAGUUUUUCCACUUGUGGUACAACAUAUGGUUAGGGAGGUUGUCUCUCCAAAUCACACUGUCAGGGCUCAAGCCAGGUAUGCCUUGGAUGUUUUGUCGAAGUUGACUGGAAAGAGUGUUUAUAGCCUAAUGGAACCCCACAAAACCCUCCUGGAAGACAUGAUACCACCAAAGAAACAUCUGCUUCGACAUCAACCGGCCAAUACUCAGAUUGCUCUAAUGGACGGGAACACUUUUUGCACUUCGUUGACCCCUAGACUCUUUACGAUGGACCUUUCUGUGAUCGAGCAUAAAGUUUUCUUCACGGAACUUUACACUUUUUGUGAAGCAGAUGACAGUCAGCUGACCAAACUUCCCUGCUACAAGAAUGUUCAGAGCUUUGCACAACUCCGGAUUAGUGCUCUAGCCGCCUUGACGUCCUGCCAUUACAUCGUCCAAGCAAGAGAAAAGAUCUUUAAUGUGCUUGUAAAGGCAAUCAAUUCUUCAGUCCCAGAAGUUAUGGAAGCUGGAAAAGAAAACAUGAGAAAGUUUAUAAAUGGCGGAGCCUUGGACAGUGUUAAAGACCACGUUCGAGUUAACAUCAGGCCUCUGUUACUACAACUUGGAGAUUUCCGAAGCCUGAAUAUGAAUGUGCUUAAGAAACUUACCUGCUUUAUGGAGCUGUUCCCGGAUCUCUUCAAUGAAAAAUUAUGUGAACAAUUAUUGGCACAUUUAAAUCGCUGGACCGAGGCUGCAAAAGUUGCUGCGAAUACCCAGUCACAACAACAGAUUAAACCUGCUUUAAGAAGCAGUGAGGAAGUAAAGAUCUGUGCGGCUAUAAUGAACAUGUUCCAGCUUGUCCCUGCUGCAUCAUCUAAGCUGAUUGAGCCAUUAGUGCAACUGACUGUUAAAACGGAGCAAGCACUCAUCUUAGAGGUUGGCAGCCCGUUUAGAGAGCCAUUGAUAAAAUUCCUAAUGAGAUAUCCCAGUCACACGGCGGAUUUCUUCCUCAUUAACAUAGCAAACCCGCUGAUGAACAGAUUUUUCAUCUACAUACUAAACAGAGAAGACGCCAAGCCUCUUAGAUCUGCUGUAGAAGCCAAUCCAUUGAAACUUGUGAACAGCACUUUCAGUGCAAAUAUUCCUCAACCGCAGACUCCUGACGAACAGUCAUCUGUUGGAAAGAAGAGACAAGAGCUUCAGUUCCAGGGAAUUCUUAUCAUAAGAACACUUGUAAAGCAUAACGAAAGCUGGCUUGCUCAACAGCCUGUCCUCAUUGGUCACCUAAAACGAAUCUGGAUGAAUGAGGCAUAUUUUGACAAAAGCAAGAAAAAUGAUACCUCGAUCAACUCAGGAAGAUGGAGGGAACCGAAGUUGCUUGCAAAAUGCUUGCUUAAUUAUGUCAAGAACAGGCCGAACGAGAUCGAGCUGCUGUUCCAGAUUCUUAGAAUACUGACAGUCAGGAUGAUUCCAGACCUCCACUUUCUGCAUAAAUUUUUAGAAGUUAUAACAAAGGAAUACACCAUAGAACAGAAACGCAGUAUCUUUUUCAAGUUUGCUGACUGCUUCCUCGAUCAUAAUUAUGCCCAAGAACUUAAAGCAAUGAUUCUCCAAUACAUAAUCGUGCCGAUGUUUAAAGCAAGUUUUGAGGAGGGUCAUGUUGAUAAGCUCAUCGGUGGGCCUCCAAAUCCAGAUCAAGACAGCAGUGACAAUGUUAUAAGCGUCUUUAUCAAUAAAGUCAUAGACCCUCAAAGCCCAUUUGCAACGUCUGAUUCAGUACGAAUACUUUUGCUACAGUUUUCUGCCUUGCUUGUGGAGUAUGCUGCACCCCAUAUUCACGAUGCUGCAAAUAAAAAACAAGGAAACAAGCUAAGACGCCUCUACCAAUAUGCUUGGCCGUGUUUGCUUUCAAAGCAAUGUGUUGACCCUGCAACCAAGUACCAUGGACAUUACCUACAGGCGCAGAUCAUUGCUAAGUUUGCAAUUCACAAAAAGUUUGUCCUGCAGGUUUUCCACGGUCUUCUGAAAGCGCAUGCCCAAGAAGCCAGGACGAUCGUGCGUCAAGCACUGGAUAUCCUCACUCCUGUUAUGCCGCAUAGAAUGGAAGACGGAAAUCAAAUGUUGUCUCAUUGGACCAAAAAGACGAUAAUCGAAGAAGGACAUACUAUUGGGCAGUUGAUUCAUAUGCUACAUUUGGUUGUGCGCCAUCAUGACGUUUACUUUAACGUAAGAAAAGACCUCAUUCCUCACAUGGUCAACUCAAUGCAGAGGCUUGGUUUCAAUUCAAAUGUUACAAUUGAGCAACGCAAAUUAGCUGUCGACUUGGCUGACGUCAUUGUGGAGUGGGAGAAACGAAAUUCCCGGGAGGAAGGAGUUGAAGCUUGUGAGCCUGGAACAAAAAGAUCAUCUUCAGAUUCAUCUCAGGAACCAUAUCCAAAAAGACUGUGCACCUCAGGCCAGAGUACUCGACAGUCCACUUCUGAGAAAUCUUCAAAGAUAUCCAUUCCAGGAAGAGUUGAAAAGAAUCAUUUUGAUACAGUUUGCAACUUCCUUUUUCGCCUAGCAAGUCAGAUAAACGAGACUUCUUCUACCGGAAACUCUGCCGGGGAAGCGCUCUCCCGCAGGUGCUUCAAGAUUCUAAAAAGUGCUUUGCAGCAAGAUUGCUGGCCAGAUGCUGAUUUGAAAGUCUCUUGGCUCGAUAAACUGUUCAAUAUUAUGGAUCAAACUCCAAAUGCAAAUUACGGAAAUGUUUGUACGGCACUGGAGAUUCUUGCUUAUCUUUGCACUGUCCUGGAAAAAGACGAUCUGCUUGGAAUAUUCAACCCUCUUCAACGAGGAAUUGUUAGCUGCAUGGCUUGUCAAAAUAAGAAGGAACGUUUUGAAAUCCGUGAACACCUUAUUGUUGCGCCUUUGGCUGUGUUUCCAGUCGAUCAAGGUAAUGGACAGCAAAAGAAUGAUCUUGAAUACCUUUACAAUAACAUUGGCAGUAGCAUUUAUGAAGGACUUUUGAGCUACGAAAGGUCAACAAGUGCAUCAACCAACAUCAUCUAUGGUCCACUUAUGCUUUUAAAAGCUGCUUGUAGUAGUUGUCCAACCUAUAUCGACAGAUUUAUGGUGCAGUUCAUGAAGGCUUUGAACAGAAUGCAGAAAGAUCACGUUGCCGGCCAACAAGGAGAGGGAGGAGGUUUGACUGAAAUGCUCAUAAUUUCACUGGAGUUGGUAAAAAAUCGUAUGGCAGCAAUGCAUGGCGAUCUUCGCAGAAUAUUUUUGAGCACUUUUACAACUUUGAUCGAGAAGUCGCCGGAAGCAAAACUUCUCAAGGCGAUGACAAAAAUAGUUGAUGAAUGGAUGAGAAUAAAGCCGAUGCAGAACAGCCAACACCAUUGCCCGUCCAUUAGAGAAAAGUCAGUCAUCCUGUAUCGAAUGAUGCUAAACUUCGAAAAACGCUUCUCUGAUGAUCUAGAACUUCAUGCCCAGUUCUUGGAAAUAGUUAAUUAUAUUUACAGGGAGCCUUCGCUAGCAGGAAGUGAGUUAACAGCGAGACUGGAGCCAGCGUUUUUAGCCGGUCUAAGGAGUGUGCAGCCGCAAAUUCGGAUGAAAUUCAUGGAGGUGUUCGAUAGAGGCAUCAAAAGAAGAUUGUAUGAUCGCCUUAUGUUCCUGAUAGCAACACAGAACUGGGAACAUAUGGGAAACCACUUUUGGAUUAAGCAGUGUUUAGAGGUCCUUUUAGCUGUCGUUGAUGGCGAAAGUCCUGCAAGAUGCAGCAGUGUUUACAGCAAACUGCCUUCCAUGAAAUCUGUUCUCCGACAGUCAGACUUAGCUGACGCUCAGAAGCUCGUCGAAACAAGGAAAGUAGCGCUAGAAACUCCUGCAACUGACCUCGACAGCUCAAUGGAUUCGUACAAAACAAAUAUCCACGUGACAAUUAAGCAGGAACCAUUAGAUACUGACGAUCCGAUGCAAGGAGAUGAGAGCGAGGCUUCCAAGAGCUCUGAUCCAAACCCUCCGCGUUGUUUCUUUCAAGCAAAGACGUCGUCGGAAAUUCUCGCAAAAUUUGAAUGCAGUACGACAGAUUCGCCUGCAACUGAAGAUGAUACUCCGGUCAGCGAGCUUGCUGCAUGCCAUGGCAAAUUCUUGGAAAAUCUUCAAAAGCAAACGAUUGGGCCGUGUCUGGCAGCUGUUUCGCAGCUGUGCCAUCGGAGUACACUACUUGCACACAAAAUCUGGGUGGAUCUUUUCCCUAGAAUUUGGGAGCUGUUGGAAAGUAAACACCAGAAUGUGAUAUCAGGAGAGGUGGCUCCGUUCCUUUGCAGUGGCAGCCAUCUUCUGCAAGGAGAUUGCUACAGGUCCUCAAUAAAUACGUUUGUCGAAGGAAUGGCCAAUUGUUCGCCAUCUAUCCCAAUCAGGCCAGCCGUUUUGAAAUAUCUGGGAAAAACGCACAAUUUAUGGCACAGAUCAGCAUUGCUUCUUGAGGAGGCGGCCGUAGCUUGCGAAGACAUGAUUGCAGUAAAUCCACAAUUACCCAUGCAGCAAACGUGGCUCGAUUAUGGUCAAUAUGAUGAAGAAGUUUGUGAGCUGCCGAUUCAAGAGACGUAUGAUUCUCUUGCUGAGAUGUAUUCGAUGCUGUGUGAAGAUGACAUGUGGAGUGGGCUACUACAGCGUAAGGCGCGCUUCCCUGAAUCAAGCACAGCUAUUGCCUAUGAACAGCAAGGAUUGUUCGAACAGGCCCAAAAGGCGUACGAAACUGCAAUGGUUAAAGCUAGGGAGCAGUACAACAACGGAAAAAGUGACCCAAGGAUGCUUUCUGAGUAUGCUUUAUGGGAAAAGCAUUGGAUCAGAUCCGCUAAGGAACUUGGCCAAUGGGACAUUCUAAUGGAAUUUGGAAAGAGCAAAGGCCAGCAAAACCCAUAUAUAGUACUUGAAAGCGCAUGGCGGAUCCCUGAUUGGACUGUGAUGAAAGAAGCUUUAUCUCAGGUGGAAAUGAGCAGUCCUGAUUCCAUGGCCUAUCGCCUGACCCUGUACCGUGGCUUUAUUGCCAUCUGCCACCCAGAGGAGCAGCACCAACAUCAGCCGUCUUUGAUCGAAAAACUCGUCGAAACAGCAACUUCACAAGCCAUAAGACAGUGGCGACGGCUGCCAGCUCUUGUUUCAGACAUUCACUCAGAUUUACUGAGAACGGCGCAACAAAUUAUGGAGCUCCACGAAGCAUCACAGGUUCACGUGGGCUUACAGCCGCAGAACAUUGGGCGGGUCACAAACCUCCAUGAUAUGAAAGCUAUAGUAAAGACAUGGAGAAAUCGACUGCCACUGCAGUGUGAUGAUCUGGUGCACUGGAGCGAUAUUUUUAUGUGGAGGCAUCAUCACUACCAGGCUAUUGUCGCUGCUUAUGAAAACCUGUCAAGCUCGUUACCGGACACGCAGUCGAAUAAUCAUGCGAUGCUUGGCGUUCAUGCUUCUGCAUGGUCGAUUAUUCAUUAUGGUCAUGUAGCUCGUAAGCAUGAUAUGACUGGAGUGUGUCUCGACUCUCUUAGUCGAAUUCACACGAUCCCUAGUGUGCCAAUCGUUGAUUGUUUUCACAAGAUUCGAGAGCAGGUUAAGUGCUAUUUGCAAAUGGCAGGUGUUAUGGGCAAACAGGAGCUGCAAGAAGGACUAGAAGUAAUUGAGUCCACAAAUUUAAGGUAUUUCUCCAAAGAAAUGACUGCAGAAUUCUUCGCAUUGAAGGGAAUGUUCCUUGCACAAGUAAAUCGAUCAGAGGAAGCCAACAAGGCAUUUUCAGAAGCAGUCCAGAUGCAUGAUACCCUUGUUAAGGCCUGGGCCCUAUGGGGCGAUUACUUGGACAACUUAUUCGUGAAUGAGCGAAGCGUAAGCCUGGGGGUUUUCGCGAUCAUAUGCUACAUGCAUGCUUGUCGAAGUCAAAAUGAAUCAAAAUGCAGAAAAUAUUUAGCAAGAACCUUGUGGCUGCUUUCAUAUGACGACGAGAAAGGGUCCUUAGCCGAAGCCUUGGAAAAGUAUUGCGUUGGAGUGCCAUCCACUCACUGGUUACCUUGGAUACCACAAUUACUCACGUGCUUCGUGCGAAAGGAAGGAAGCCGUGUAUUGACUCUGAUUUUUUCUGUUGCUCGCGUGUUCCCCCAAGCCGUCUACUUUCCAAUAAGGACGCUCUAUUUGACACUGAAAAUCGAGCAGCGAGAAAAGCACAGGAUGGAGCGACGCCAGAUUUUGACAGGAGAGAACAAGCAGGCAGGAGAAAAUUCUGAUGGCGAAAAGAAAGUGGAUGCUUCACAAGGUUCUACUUCAAACAAUGAUGUACCUACCACUAGUGUUUCUCGAACAUCCACCCCUCCAGGGACAACUGCGAAAUCAGGCCUACAACUUUCUGGUCAAGGUUCCUCACAAGAUUCGACGGAUAAUUCAUCAACCACGACUACGCCCGUCCCAGCAACAACGACAACAGCUGCUUCUGCAACAACAGUAACAAAAAAUACCUCAUCAGAAGGCUCCAUGCAACAUACGACAACAGCAACAGCAACAACCCAGUCAGCAACCCCUGCCAGCACCGCUGCUGGAAGCACAACAGGAACAGCAAAUGCGAGUCAGUCGGCCAGCAGCUCGGAGACUGGCAUGAUCCGCGCUCCUGCUCCGAUGAUGCGAUGCAGCAAGAUUAUGCACAUGAUGCGUGACUUGCACCCGACAUUGCUCUCAGCUCUGGAGGGUAUUGUUGAUCAGAUGGUUUGGUUCCGAGAAUGCUGGCACGAGGAGGUACUGCGCCAGUUACUCCAAGGGUUGACUAAAUGCUACCAAGUGGCUUUCGAUCACCGUGGAGAUGUGAAUGGAGCUCAGAUAACUCCAAGGACACUGACAUUUGUCAAAAAGCUGGUUAGCACCUUUGGCAUUGGUUUUGAGUCAGGGUCAAGUGUGUACUCGUCAUUUUCUUCAUCUGCUUCGGAAUCUAUCGCACGUCACGCCCAGGCAACGGCACAGGAUCCAGUCUUUCUCAAGCUCAAAGAACAAUUUGUUGAAGAUUUUGACUUCAGCAAACCUGGUUCGAUCAAAUUGCACAAGUUGAUAAGCAAAUUGAGGAAAUGGAUCAGAAUACUUGAAGCAAAGACGAAACUCCUUCCAAGCUCCUUCUUGUUGGAAGAGCGCUGCCGCUUUCUCAGCAACUUCUCACAAGCAACUGCUGAAGUUGAACUCCCAGGAGAAUUCCUAAUGCCAAAAACAACGAUUCACAAUGCCUUCUACGUGCGCAUUGCCAAGUUUAUGCCAAGAGUUGAGUUAGUACACAGGCAUAACUUCUCCGCACGCCGCUUAACAAUCAGAGGCCACAAUGGAAAGUUGUAUCCAUACUUGGUGGUUAACGACGCAUGGUUGACAGAAUCCAGGAGAGAAGAAAGAGUGCUUCAGCUUCUCAGAAUGGUCAAUCUGUUCUUGGAAAAACGAAAGGAAACAGCCAGACGACAGUUGCAGUUCAAUGUUCCUAGAGUUGUAGCAGUUUCCCCUCAAACGAGAUUGAUAGAGGAUAAUCCAACUGUGAUUUCACUUGUUGAGAUAUAUAAAGAGCGUUGCCAGAAGAAGAAGAUUGAUUCUGAGGCUGCGAUAGCACACUACUACGAGAGACUGGGUUCAUUACAGGGUUCUGGUUUCUCAACAAACCACCAGGUUUUGCGUGACAUUUUGAAAGAGAUCCAGCUUAAUCUUAUUACUGACGGCAUGUUCAAAGAAUGGGCGUCUUACACCUACGCGAAUGCAACUGAAUUUUGGAUGUUUAGGAAGCUGUUCACGCAACAAGUGGCGCUUGCAGGCUUCGUGGAAUUCACGUUUCAUCUGACAAGACUAAAUCCGGAAAUGAUAAACAUUGCACGUGAUUGUGGUCAUGUCACCUUCAACUUUUUCAAGUUCGACAUUGAUGAUUCGAAAGGCGAGCUUGAUGCAAACAGACCAGUGCCCUUCCGACUCACACCCAACAUCUGUGAAUUGAUAUCUCCGGUUGGUAUCACUGGCAUUUUCACUCACUGCAUGAUUGCUGUUGCCAGAUGUCUUGUGCAACCGCAGUUUAGCAUUGUAAGCUACUUGAAGGCUGUACUCAAAGAUGAAAUGCUAACGUGGCACAAAAAGAAACAUGACGAAGUGAAUCUUGCACAGAGCUCAGUCCCAUCAAGUGAGAUGGACAGUGAGUUGUUAAUCACAAUGGUAACAAAUGCAGCAAACGCCAUUAUGACCAGACUUCAAAAUAUUGCCCAAUUUGAAAACGCAGAAUCAAAAGUGGUUACAUUGAUCUCAGCAGCGAUGAAUCCUGACAACCUUUGCAGAAUGGACCCAGCUUGGAAUCCUUGGCUGUGAGCAUUUACCUUUUCUGUAACUGGGAUUUUCUAGAUUUGAUGUCAUUGUCCAUGUUGCUGACAAGAAAAUUUGUAUAUACUUUGGGUAUAUAAGCAUAUCAACAAUGAGAACGCUUUUGGAACACUUCAUCUCAGACCUUCUGAGACAAGUGAUUGUAGCUUUAAAACAGUGAUGCAGCUUUCUUCCAGACGCUUAUUUGCUCCCCGUUCCCAAGACCUUUCAAGUCUUUGUAUAUGCUUCAAGUUAGCAUUUCGAUUCGUCUGCUUUGGAGCACAAAAAAGUUUUGUUUUGGCAUGUUUUAGCUAUCUUUUGUCAUGAAGCGAACUAUUAAUAUUGUGACAACAUAUUGUUUCGUUUCCAGAUCAAAACAUUUUUGCAAAACAAAUGUUUUCCUCUCUGAUUAUUAGUGUUUUGAAAUCCAAAACGACCUCUUUUGUGAAUAGUCAGAUAUAUAUUUGAGGAACGCAAAAAAAUCUUCAGUUGUGGUUUUAAGCUGUACCAUUGCGCCUCUGCUGUUCAACAGUUUUUAUAAAAUAUGGGACAUUUCACAUAAUAUGAACAUUGUUAUUGGUAAUUGGUCUUGUAAACUUAUUUUUAGGCCCUAAACUUAUGUUUAAAACUUAGAAAGUUGCAAUACUUUAUGCAGCCCUCUGUUUUGUAGCUUAUUUUGUUUGCAAAAUUAUUACGGUUUGUCAUCUUCAAUGACUAAUGGUGAAACUAUUUACUCAAAACUGUUCAUUAAUAUUCCCAUUCCCCACCCUUUUCUUAUUUUCCUUGUAUUUUGCUUGUAUCAUGCCUAAACUUGUCAUAUGCAAUAAGCCUUUUUAUGUAUCAUUAUUAUAUAUAGAAAGAUAUAUAAAAGUAAACAAGAGCGUUUUUCUACCAUUUAUUCAACUUUUUGAUACCUCUUCCUUCUUAUUCAGAAAUUUCCAAACAAUUUCUCAAUUAAAGAAAUUUUCAUAUAAAAUUUUACAUCGUGAGUUCGAAAUUGUCAGAUCCUACAAGGCCGUGUAUAACCCCUCGUUUUAUAAUUUCCCCAACAAUUUUUCCAAUACCACAUUGGUUAUCAGUACUUAUUUUUUUAUGAAAAUUAUUUGGUACAAUUUUGUGUUGGGUAUCGCAAAGGAAGUAAGAGCCCUGCCACCUCAAG
This is a messenger RNA of Rhopilema esculentum, 13256 nucleotides long. The record is from RefSeq and is a predicted model, not a curated record. NCBI's taxonomy places the organism in Eukaryota, Metazoa, Cnidaria, Scyphozoa, Rhizostomeae, Rhizostomatidae.